CCCGGCCACGGUUGGGCCGAGCGAGUCAAACCCAGGACCCUCCCUCGCCAUUACCACUGCCCAGUGCUCACCUCCUCUCCCGUGGGUGGCGUCCUCGCGCGCCCAUGGCGAUCUCGCGCAUCCACCCCCUCUUCCUCCUGCUCCUGCUCCGCGCCUUCGCGUUGCUUCCCACGCAGGCUUCAGCUAGAGGCGGCCACGAUCUGUCAGAUUAUGGAGACAAUGGGCCAGUUUCACGCAACCUGCUUCAAGAUAAGCCUCAUAUCACGGAAGAAAUGGCUCGUGGAUAUAUGAGCAAUGCUGAGCUUGAGAUUGCUGUACAUGCCUUUGGAAGUCGUCGUUCAAAUAUCUCCAGGAUAUACAGCAUUGGAAAGAGUGUGAAUGACUUUCCGUUGUGGGUGAUUGAAAUAUCGGACAAGCCCAGGCAAAGAGAAGCUGAACCAGCAUUUAAGUUCAUCGGAAAUGUUCAUGGUGAUGAGCCUGUUGGAAGAGAGGUUCUUAUGCAUCUUGCGAAUUGGCUGUGUAAUAAUUAUCUGAAGGAUCCAUUGGCAACUCUCAUUGUGGAGAAUAUGCACCUUCAUAUACUUCCGACAAUGAACCCAGAUGGAUUUGCUCUUAGAUGGCGUGGUAAUGCAAACAAUAUUGAUCUCAACCGAGAUUUUCCUGACCAAUUCUUCUCCGUUAACAACGAUAUUAACUACAGACAACCUGAGACUAGAGCAAUUAUGAACUGGGUAAAGCAAGAACACUUCACGGCUUCUGCUAGUUUACACGGGGGUGCUCUUGUUGCUAAUUAUCCAUGGGAUGGAACUAGAGAUACAGGUUGGGACAAUGUUGUUGUUGCCAUCACCAUCUCUGGCUCUAAUCAGUAUAAUUUUGUGUCAGGGGUUCAUGGAAGGAUAUUUGCAGCAGAUACUGGCAGGCCUGUACCUGGCUCAGUGAUGAUAAAGGGCAUUGAUUCCAAGGUAAGAGCAAGCAGGACUUUUGGAGAUUACCAUCGAAUUAUUGUGCCUGGUGAGAAAUAUGAAGUUAUGGCAUCCAUGGAAGGCUUCCGACCAAAAUCCACGCGCAUUGUGCUGGAGCAGGAAGCUGUCAACCUUGAUUUCAUCCUGGACCCGGACGGAGCUGAUGGGCAGUUGAAGCUCCAUAGUGACUACGGUUGCCACUGCGGCAAUACCAUGAUGUUCCAUGUUCAAGAAGCUCACAUCUGGCUGUACCUUCUUGUACUGUGUGUUCUACUGACCCUCUAUUUGGUCUUCAAGAGGAAAACCGCAUCAAGGCUGCUGGCAUACAGAUACUCACCCAGACGGCCUGUUGCUGUGUAACAGGAGUUUUUUACACUCUAGGACAGUUUUGUAACUUAUAGGUUCUCACCCAAAUGGUCUGUUGUAUAUGCUGAAGGAUGUUUUUGCAUCAAUGGAAAAUUUUGUAUCAUGGAAGAAUAUCACAAAUUGUAAGGCA
This is a messenger RNA of Panicum virgatum (switchgrass), 1458 nucleotides long. Its product is annotated as carboxypeptidase SOL1-like. Lineage: Eukaryota; Viridiplantae; Streptophyta; Magnoliopsida; Poales; Poaceae. Gene Ontology annotation, biological process: proteolysis. Gene Ontology annotation, molecular function: zinc ion binding; metallocarboxypeptidase activity. The record is from RefSeq and is a predicted model, not a curated record. The transcript has 13 exons. The coding region runs from base 105 to 1322 and encodes 405 amino acids.